AUGACCCACGACGACUAUCCCUCCGCCAAUCAGGUUCCGUUUGCACCUGGUUAUAGCGCCGAUUGGAACUCAGUUCCUCCUCUCCCUAUGCCCGCUCUGCAACCGAACGCCCUGGCAGAGUCCGCGGUCUGGCCCCAGUUCUUGGACCCAGCUGCCGCCUUGUCUGCAGUCGACUCAGACACCAUCCCUGGAGCCGGCGACUUCAAUUACGCUCAGGGUUUCAACGGUUUGAACCUCAAUGGAUUCAUUCCUACAGAGCACUCAGGUGCCGGACAGGUGGGAGACUACAGUCGAGACUUGGCGUCAUACAUGUCUUCUCUACAGCCGAACGUCGAUAACACUGUCAUCGCCAACCAAACCUCGCCACUUCUGGGGAUUGAUGACACCGAGUCCUCUCCAAGCUUCCACGGAGGAGGUCCUUCCACACAAUCAGUUGCGAGUACGCCUUCAAGCAGCAAUGGCUGGACCAAGGAGCAGGACAAACUCCUCAUGAGUCUCAAAGCUCAAGGUCUCGGAUAUUCCGCUAUUCAAGAUGAGAUGAGAAAGGAGUUUGGGUGGACUAGGAACAAGAAUGUGUUGGUCAAGCGCUUCGCGGUGUCGAAGAAGCGCUGCAAGCCGCAGAUCAAAACUCGCAUCGUUAGAGAUAUUUCUAAAAAGAUUACUCCUGAAAUCAUCAAGGCUGUGGGAAAAGAACUCGAGAAGGUCACCUCAUCUGGUAGCAAUAGUAUUGCAACAGAACUUGAGGACUUGGUCCCAUUAAGGCUCCCGGAGUUCCUUGAACGACUAGUCGCGGAUGUUGGUGUCUCGCUUCAUCAGAUAGUUGAGGACGAUAAGAGAUCAUCAGCUUGA
This is a messenger RNA of Fusarium tjaetaba, 849 nucleotides long. RefSeq lists its product as uncharacterized. The transcript is spliced from 2 exons. Bases 1 to 849 code for a protein of 282 amino acids. NCBI's taxonomy places the organism in Eukaryota, Fungi, Ascomycota, Sordariomycetes, Hypocreales, Nectriaceae. The record is from RefSeq and is a predicted model, not a curated record.